Messenger RNA from Botrytis byssoidea, 1131 nucleotides. RefSeq lists its product as uncharacterized. The transcript has a single exon. The coding region runs from base 1 to 1131 and encodes 376 amino acids. The record is from RefSeq and is a predicted model, not a curated record. Gene Ontology annotation, molecular function: phosphatidylinositol binding. Lineage: Eukaryota; Fungi; Ascomycota; Leotiomycetes; Helotiales; Sclerotiniaceae.
AUGGCACCGCCUCUCGAACUCUCGAUACCUAGCACAAUUCUCUCAAGCGCUCCAAAUGAAAAACCCUAUACUCUUUACAAUAUUACACUCCGUCUUCCUCUUCGAACCUUCGUCGUCCAAAAACGCUACUCCGAUUUUGUCACUCUCCAUUCUUCCCUCUGCACCCAAGUUUCCAGUCCGCCUCCCGCUCCUCUGCCAGGGAAAACAUGGUUCAAAAGUACGAUUAACUCUCCUGAAUUGACAGAAGAUCGUCGUCGCGGUCUCGAAACAUAUCUCCGCAGCAUCGCAGAAAAUCCCGAUCGGAGAUGGAGAGAAACAAGCGUUUGGCGACAAUUUUUAAACCUGCCUAGUAAUAGUGGAAACGCGAGUUUGAGUAGUGCGAGAGAGGGACUUAUUGCUGCGAAUCAAAGAGGUGUGGGUGGGAAUGCGGAGGUCAUGGCGGAUCCGCAGGUGUGGCUGGAUGUUCAUCGCGAAUUGAAGGCGCAGUUGCAUGAUGCAAGAUUGUUUCUGGGGAGGAGAGAUAGUGCAAAUACGGCGGCGGGGCAAUAUGAGGCGGGCGCGAACGCGAAGAGGUGUUUGGUUAAGGCUGGAGGACUGCUUAAGAAUUUGGAGGAAGGCUUGAAGGUGAUGGGUGAGGGGGAUAAAAAUGGGAGAGGCGAGGCAAGGGUCGGCGCAGGUGAAUUGAGGAGGAGAAGAGAUCUUUUGGGUAGUGCAAAGGUGGAAAAGGAGGGCUUGGAAAAAUUGGCCGUUACAUUGGCGGUUAAGAAUCAAGCCAGCUCGAGUUCAGCAAACGGCGGUGCGGCAGCGACACAAGCGGACAAAAACGCAUUAUUUGGACCAGGAGUAUCGCGACCCAGUGGACGAGUCCUUGGCGCACCGGUUCCUGAAACAGAUAAAACGAGAGAAUUGGAUAAUGAGGGCGUGUUACAAUUACAAAAGGAAUUGAUGCAGAAUCAAGAUCUUGAUGUGGAAGAACUUGGUAAGAUUGUGAGGAGACAGCGAGAAAUGGGAUUGGCGAUUCACGGAGAAUUGGAGUUGCAAAACGAGAUGUUGAAGAGGGUGGACGAGGACGCUGAUAGAGUUGGGGGGAAGAUCAACAUUGCCAAAAAGAGAAUCGCAAAGAUUCGGUAG